CCAUUUUAAACAUCGAUCACUACAUUGUCCAAUUAUCUAUCUUUCUUACAUUGUUUGUCUUUGUUUUUCAAGUUCCAAUCUUGUAUCUUAGGUUCACUCAUACCACUCUUCUUCAAAAGUUACCUACCAUGUUUUCACAUUACCGUUCAAAAUGCAGAGAAGUUACCACCACCAUGUUCUUCUUUUUACCACUCAUCUCUUCCCUUUUCUUCACCUCUUCCACCGCUUGCUCUAACGGCAAUUGUCAGGUUUUGGAAGCAUGUUCUGCUGCUACGGAUUGUGGGUCGGGUCUUUUUUGUGGUAAUUGUCCUGCUUCGGGUUUGAACCAACCCAUCUGCACUAGAGGGCAGCCUAUACUUCCUACAUCCACUGUGAGUGGAUUGCCCUUUAACAAGUAUUCAUGGAUAGUGACUCAUAAUGCCUUCAGCAUUGUGGAUUCGCCGCCUUUGCCUGGUGUUCAGAGACUAACGUUUUAUAAUCAAGAAGACAGUGUAACUAAUCAGUUGAGGAAUGGAGUGCGAGGACUAAUGCUGGAUAUGUAUGACUUUGAAAAUGAUAUCUGGCUCUGUCAUUCGUUUCAAGGGAAAUGCUUUAACUUCACUGCCUUUCAACUUGCAAUCAAUACAUUGAAAGAAGUGGAAGCAUUCUUGACACAAAAUCCAACCGAGAUUGUUACCAUCAUAAUUGAAGAUUAUGUGCAUACUCCAAAGGGGUUGACUAAUCUGUUCACACGUGCUGGACUCGAUAAAUAUUGGUUUCCCGUGUCCAAGAUGCCAAAAAAGGGUGAUGAUUGGCCCACUGUAACCGAGAUGGUUCAAGCGAAUCACCGACUUAUUGUUUUCACUUCUGAUGCUUCAAAGGAAGCUGCAGAAGGAAUUGCUUAUCAAUGGAAGCACAUGGUUGAAAAUGAGUGUAAGCAAGCACAAUAUCAUUUCCACGUGUACAUAUAUAUAUAUCGUACAUACAUGAUUUGUAAUCAAAACCUCAUAAUUCACUUGCUUUCAGCUGGAGACCCUGGAGUUCAAAAAGGUUCUUGUCCACAUAGGAAAGAAUCAAAGGCAUUAAAUUCUAAAAGUUCAUCGCUUUUCUUGAUGAAUUACUUUCCAACAUAUCCAGUUCAAGCUGACUCGUGCAAAGAGCAUUCUGCUCCACUUGCUGAGAUGGUGAAUACAUGUUAUAAAGCUGCAGGAAAUGUGGUGCCUAACUUCAUAGCUGUUAACUUUUACAUGAGGAGUGAUGGAGGUGGUGUUUUUGAUAUCGUGGAUAAAAUGAACGGCCACUCAGUGUGUGGAUGUAGUACAAUUGCUGCUUGCCAGGCAGGUGCAUCUUUUGGUUCUUGCAAGAAUAUUUCUGUACCUAGUACCAGUCCGGUGAGUAGCACUGGUGGUAGUGGAAGCUUUACUGGAUCUGUUCAGUUCUCUAAAUCUGCUUCGCCCAUCCAUUAUCCGAAUUCCGCACUUGUCUUGUUUUACAUCAUGCUUAUUGCAGUCUCGUUGAAACUGUGAUCACUAAACAUUAUCAUAUACCUUAUGCAAACUAGUCUUGAAAAGCUAUAUCGUCUUUUCAUGUACACUACCAUAUUACCUCGAGCUGUGAAAUUCAUGGAACUGUUGCUAGGUUAGGAAAUUAGAUAAACUUUUGUUUAUGCUUAGGCUAUAUUCAAGGAUAUUUGAUGUAGAUUGUAAUCAAGAGAGAUUGAGCGUUUAUCUGGAGCUAUAAUCAUUUCAGGUAUGUUAUAUUCUUUGGCUGUAGAAAUCAAAUUCUAGAUUACAACUAUUGGAUGGUUAAACUUUCA
This is a messenger RNA of Trifolium pratense (red clover), 1795 nucleotides long. Its product is annotated as PI-PLC X domain-containing protein At5g67130-like. Gene Ontology annotation, molecular function: phosphoric diester hydrolase activity. Lineage: Eukaryota; Viridiplantae; Streptophyta; Magnoliopsida; Fabales; Fabaceae. The record is from RefSeq and is a predicted model, not a curated record. Gene Ontology annotation, biological process: lipid metabolic process. The transcript is spliced from 7 exons. The coding region runs from base 129 to 1505 and encodes 458 amino acids.